CUCUCUCUCUCGAUUAAUAGACCGAUCAUUCAAUACAGAGAGAGAAAGAGAAAGAGAUUCUCAUACACAUACACCUCUCCCCUGAGCUCCUAUCCUGACCACCUCCCUUGCCCUUCAGAAUACAUCCUGCACUCGGUUUCUGCCGUGUGGGCCAAUGCAGAGGGCACGCGCCUUUGCUACGCCACCUUCAACGACACAGCUGUCCAGGAUGCCAAGAUCCCCAUCUACACCAGUAUCUACACCACCAUCAGAGAAGUGAAGUACCCUAAGGUUGACACGAAGAACCCUGUGGCGACGUUAUGGGCUGUGGAUCUUAGGGGUUCCACGCCCAAACCACGAGACCUGAAGCCGCCCACGCGAGUCAGAGACCAGGACCACUACUUCACGAGCGUCGGUUGGGUGGACGAGGGAACAAUCGCCGUUACCUGGAGGAACCGAGCGCAGAACGUGAGCGUCGUGACUAUCUGCAAAGAGCCCAUGUGGUUCUGUGAUGAGCUUUUCGUGGAGGAGAGCGGACCUCGGCUCUGGGCUACCGUGGAGGACGUGCCACUGUUUGCUCAAAACGGCACGGCCUUUGUGAGCGUUCUGCCCCUCGUCGACAGGGAGCUAGGGACGUUCCCGCACAUCCACCAGGGGGAUAUUGAGACCAAACAUAACACUCCUGUCACCUUCGGGCCCUACACGGUGUUUUCCGUGCUUGCAUGGGACACAGAGAACCACUAUGUAUAUUACGUGGCCAACACUGAUUCCGAGGCAGCUGAACGACACCUGUGGCGAGUGACAGACAUGUCGGCACCAGCGCAUCGCCGCCAGCAGGAGUGCCUCACGUGUUUCCUCAACUACACCACGCCCCCCUGCCGGCACUUCACGCCUUACAUGGGACCAGACAACUUCAAUGAGGUGGUCUUGCACUGCGAGGGUCCAGGAAUACCUCACACGGUGCUCUUCUCGACACUAGACGGCGAAGUGCUAAUUUACAUCCACAACAACUCGGACUUGCAACAGCUGAGUGAGCAGAUGGCGUGGCCUCAGCAACGGAAUUACAACGUGCGACUUGAAGACAAUUUCAUGGUUAAAGUCCGCCUCAGCAUCCCUCCGGAGUUCGCUGACGACGAGGCCUUCAUCCACCCGAUGGUCGUGCGCGUCGGGGGCGUCCCGGGGCAGCAGCUGGUCAAUCACAAGUGGAGCGUGGACUGGGGCACCUACCUGGCCUCCAACAAGUCUUGGGUGGUACUCGACAUGGACGUCCGAGGAGCCGCGGGUCAAGACCUUAGUUUUAUGUACAAGCCGGCCUGGAAGCUCGGGGAGGUCGAAGUACAUGAUCAUUUAGCAGUCACGAAGUCCCUGGUGUCAGAGCUGGAGUUCAUAGACGCGGCGAGAGUGGUGGCCUUCGGCUGGGGUCACGGAGGGUACAACGCUGCCCGCAUGCUAUCUCAAGACGUCGAGAACCUCUUUACGUGUGCCACUGUCGUCAACCCCAUCACGGACUGGUUACUCUAUGCGUCGUACUACAGCGAGCGAUACAUGGGCUCGGAGCAGCUCGGACCCGGAGGGAACUACAGAGGCUACGAAGAGAGCUCCCUGUUGUUCCACGCCGGAAACUUCAAGAACAAGAGCCUCUUCCUCGUCUACGGCUCGGGGGACACCGACGUCCACAGUGCCCACACGCUCAAGUUCUCCAGGGCGCUCACGGAGAAGGGCAUCAUCUUCAGGCAACAGACCUACACGGACGAGGGCCACGACCUGGAGCGCGUGAGAUACCACCUGUACAGAAGCGUGGAGCAGUACAUGACCGACUGCUUCCCCCCGUACAACGAGGAGGAGCUGAGCUUACUCUUCGGGAAGGACGCCAUCCUAUAGUCGCCGUCGCGAAGGCCCGCCCCCCCCGCGACCCGCGACCCGCUCUCCCCUCGUCCCCCUGCCCUCGGGCGGUGUUCUUCCCGCGGCCGAGAGGCGUUGCCCUUCGGUACCUGCGCCACAGAGAUCGGCUCCCUAUUGGCGAGGCUGCGCUCUGCGGUCGUGUCCUUGAGGUGGCUCUCGCGGUCCCUGCUGUGGACGCCCCUUGGGAAGGUCUCUUUCUUCUAGGGGAACCUCCCCCCACGUAUUGACCGUCUUGGGAGGCGUCAAAGCCCCUCGCACCGUAACCCGGCUUGUCUUGAUAGCACUGAUUUUUAAUCAAACUUCUUGUAAACGAAGCAGACUCCAGUCCUUUAUUCUGGGAAGAGAUCUGACUUUCUCAGAUUCGCUCACUGAUCGGUAUAUUACCAUUUUCGGAAGAGAAAAUGAAAAGAUAUUAGUCUUAUAUACCUCAUCUAUGCCAAGCCUUUUUUUAAGAAAUCCAAAAAACAUUUUUUAAUACUUUUUCAAGCAUUAUAUUAUCUUACACCAACCAUCUACUCUUAAUACCUAAAUAUCUACACAUUUCAUCAGUAAGCAUUACACAAUUGAACCAUAUAUGCGUAUCACACUAUAAGUGCAAUUGAUUUAAGAAAAGAUGUAAGGAACAUAUUUGCUGAUAUUUUCACAGCUCACAGUGGUGACAUUUCUUUCGUUUCCCCCACUCGUCCACACAUACUCUUCACGUUGUGGAUUUCUCGAGUCACACGCGAACAGCUGACUCCACUCACGGAGGAACUGAUGUCCAGGACGUGUGGAACGGCGGUGGCUGUGGACCCUGUGUUGUGAGAUUUUCUGAUGGCUUUUCAUUCCGUUCGGGAUUAACAUGUGAUUGCUACAGGCUUGCUACGUACAUCGUUAUUCACUGGUGUAUUGCGGUCCGGUCACCUUUUCCGUGGGGAAAAGUGCCAAACAAGAGUAGCAGAGUAAUGAUUUUAGUAAUAGAAUAGAAAUUAUCAAAUAAAAAGGUGAAAUGAUAGAUCAGCCUUGGUAUCUGUCUAUCGACUGUAGAUAUACGUGAAAGGUGGUAUUCAAGUCCCUCUUUUUUAAGUACAGAUAGACUCGUUUUAUAUAGAGAAAAAAAAAACAGAUAGAGAGUACAGGGGAUAAUGAGAAACACGUGGAAAUCGCCGCCUCCUUCUUAGUGCUACCUGUCGUUUCUAGGCAA
Molecule: messenger RNA, 3064 nt
Organism: Penaeus chinensis
Lineage: Eukaryota; Metazoa; Arthropoda; Malacostraca; Decapoda; Penaeidae
Product: inactive dipeptidyl peptidase 10-like
Exons: 11
Coding region: 478-1860 (460 amino acids)
Biological process (GO): proteolysis
Molecular function (GO): serine-type peptidase activity; dipeptidyl-peptidase activity
Source: RefSeq, a predicted model, not a curated record